AUGGAUUGGAUUAAUCCCAUUUCCAUAUUGUUUCUUUUUGUCUUUACAAUUAUGUACCUUUUGAAAAUGGGAGGCUUCUGGAAUAGCAGGAACAAUAAACAUUUUCCACCAGGACCUAGACCUCUACCAAUCAUCGGAAACCUCCACAUAAUGGAUAUGAAGAAGCCCUACACAACAAUGUUAAAGUUGUCAAAACAGUAUGGCUCCAUCUUCAGUGUCCAAAUGGGACUCAAGAAAGUGGUAGUACUGACAGGAUAUGAGACGGUCAAGGAGGCAUUGGUGAACCAGGCAGAUGCAUUUGCUGAGAGGCCCUUCAACUCGAUGCUUGCCAAAAUUUCCAAGGGCCAUGGUCUCGUUUUUGCUCAUGGUGAAAACUGGAAAGUCAUGAGGCGGUUUACAUUGACCACGUUACGGGACUAUGGGAUGGGCAAGAGGACUAUUGAAGACAAAAUUGUUGAAGAGUGCCAUUUCCUAAUAAGGAAAUUUGAGACUUAUGAAGGAAAACCAUUUGAAAUUAAGACAAUCAUGAAUGCUUCUGUUUCCAAUAUUAUUGUGUCCAUAUUACUUGGCAAGCGAUUUGAAUAUGAAGACCCCACAUUCUUAAGACUGCUGCAGUUGAUCAAUGAAAAUAUCCAGCUUUUGGGAACUCCCUCAGUCCUGCUGUAUAACCUGUUUCCUGCUCUUGGCUUUCUUUCUGGAGCUCACAAGACGCUCCUUAAUAACAGAGAUGAAUUUCAAGCCUUUGUAACUGCCACCUUCAUAGAACACCUCAAAGAUUUGGAUGAAAAUGACCAGAGAAGCUUUAUUGAUUCAUUUCUUAUCCGACAGCAAGAGGAAAAGAAGAACAAUAUUAAUGGAUACUUCCAUAAUGAUAACCUAAUAGGUGUGGUGGGAAACCUAUUUGCUGCUGGAACAGAGACCACUUCAACCACACUGCGCUGGGGCCUCUUGCUAAUGAUGAAAUACCCUGACAUUCAGAGGAAAGUCCAAGAGGAAAUUGCAACCGUUGUUGGGUCUUCCCAACCCCGGAUUGAACAUCGGACAAAAAUGCCCUAUGCAGAUGCAGUGAUCCAUGAAAUUCAGAGAUUUGGAAAUAUUCUUCCAACAAACCUGCCACAUGCUACCACUAUGGAUGUUACUCUUAAUGGCUACUUCAUCCCAAAGGGAACUGAGAUCAUGCCAUUACUGGCCUCUGUGCUGCAAGAUGAGACCCAGUGGGAGAAGCCAUACAAAUUCUACCCAGAGCAUUUUCUUGACUCUGAAGGGAAAUUUGUAAAGAGGGAUGCAUUCAUGCCAUUCUCUGCAGGUCGGAGAAUAUGUGUAGGCGAGACCCUUGCCAAAAUGGAGCUCUUCCUCUUCUUUACAAGUCUCCUGCAGAAAUUCACAUUCCAGCCAGCCCCAGGAACAUCUAAAGAAGACCUGGAUCUAACUCCUGCAGAUGGGUUUACAACACCUCCAAUGCCCUACAAGCUCUGUGCUGUGCCACGCUCAUGAGA
Hemicordylus capensis (graceful crag lizard) is the source of this 1496-nucleotide messenger RNA. RefSeq names its product cytochrome P450 2K4-like. Gene Ontology annotation, molecular function: heme binding; oxidoreductase activity, acting on paired donors, with incorporation or reduction of molecular oxygen, reduced flavin or flavoprotein as one donor, and incorporation of one atom of oxygen; iron ion binding. Bases 1 to 1494 code for a protein of 497 amino acids. The transcript has 9 exons. The record is from RefSeq and is a predicted model, not a curated record. Gene Ontology annotation, biological process: xenobiotic metabolic process. Lineage: Eukaryota; Metazoa; Chordata; Lepidosauria; Squamata; Cordylidae. Gene Ontology annotation, cellular component: cytoplasm; intracellular membrane-bounded organelle.